AUGGCGUGCACUCUUCGCGUUAGCUCGUGUCCUCUGUCGUCGUCAGCGUUCGUCGCUCGAAAGUGUGUGCGCAGCCACGUGGCACUAGCUGGUGCCACCAAUGGUAGAGUACGCGCUCUCGCGGUCCAGCCGCGGGCACAGGCUUCGGAUAAGGAGGGCGCGCCGAAGAAGGGGCGAGUAGACACCCUCUUCGAUGGCUCCUUCGAAUACACCUCUUGGUACGUGGUAUUCAACGAGCUCACAGCGCUCGGGCUCAAGAGCGUGACGCCAGAGGAGGCAGCAGCCAUGGCCUACGGCACCACUGACGGCGCAGACACCAGCGAUGGAAGUGCGAGUGGAAGCACUGAGGGGAGUGCGAGUGGGCGCGCAGUGUUGCUCGAUGUGCGCGAGGCGGGGGACUACGAGGAGGUGCAUGCGCGCGGGGCAGCGAGCGCGCCGCUCUUCCGCCUCAUCCAAGGCAGCGACGUCACCGCGUGGGCCCGGCGCGUGGGGUACGCGGCAAUGGGGGACUUCAAGGGCACGGAGCGCAAUCCGGACCUGCUCAAGCAGGCGGAGGCGGCGGUGGGGGGGGAUAAGAGCCGCACUGUGAUUGUGAUGUGCGGGCGAGGCGGCACGCUGCAGAACGUGUCGAUGCGCAAAGGCAUGGAGUUUAGGGACCCUGACAAGAGAUUCGGCAUCCAGUCCAGGUCUCUCAAGGCGUGCUACGAGCUGCAUGUGGCGGGGUUCACGAACAUCCUCCAUCUGGACGGCGGGCUCAACCUCUGGCUGCACAAGAAGCUGCCCUCCGAGCCUUGA
This is a messenger RNA of Closterium sp. Yama58-4, 795 nucleotides long. NCBI's taxonomy places the organism in Eukaryota, Viridiplantae, Streptophyta, Zygnematophyceae, Desmidiales, Closteriaceae. The record is from the annotation of a GenBank genome assembly.